Molecule: messenger RNA, 2113 nt
Organism: Alosa sapidissima (American shad)
Lineage: Eukaryota; Metazoa; Chordata; Actinopteri; Clupeiformes; Clupeidae
Gene: eng
Product: endoglin
Exons: 14
Coding region: 305-2029 (574 amino acids)
Source: RefSeq, a predicted model, not a curated record
CUCAAACCAAAUCAGAGACUUUGUCCAGGAGAAAGUUUGUCCAAUUCGCCGCUAUUCAUCUGCUCGCGCACAUGUGGAUUACUGUAACGAGCCAAAGGACACGCGACCUGUGAUUUGAACUUCCUCAGGAAGUGGAUUUGUGUGAAGACCUCCUCUCGUAAAGAAACCAGAGGCUCUCCAGCACUCCUGCCCACUCCACUCCACCAGCUCUGCGACUGGACAGCACUGCCCUGGUCUGAGCCACCCGCUGCCCUAGACACUCUUCCUGAGGACCUCGCUCUCUCCCCUUGCACCUGGAGCCAAGAUGGACGCCCUGUGUGCACUCCUGCCUGCGCUGCUCCUGUGGGCUGCCAUGGUAACCGCAGAUCCCAGUUCGGCGUGUAGCCUCUUUGACCUCCCAGGGGACACGAGCAGCUGGAUCAGUGUGGAGCGCAAGCCCCAGGGUUGCUCCAGCAGCUUCGUCCUCCGCAACGGCACAGACGAGCUGGAGAUUCACAUGCUCCACCUGGAUUUCACCAAGCCAUCCCAGGAUGGCUAUUCCUUUUGUGAGGUGCACCUGCCGUCGGAAUCCAAACCCUCCAAGAUGAUCAUCAGCACCAGAGGCAAUGCAGGGCACACACUCUACCUGAAUGUCAAAGGGAACACCAGCAACAUUGUCUUCCAUGUCCCAGAGACGGUGACCAUUCAACCACCUGCAUUACAGUCGACAUCAGUACUAGAACACUUUCCCCUGGAAACAGAGGAGCUCUUGAAGUGGGCCAGUGAUAAGUUUGGUGGCGUAACAUCCUUUACAGAAGUGCAGAACCCAACAACAUUCAGUUUCACCCAAAGUCCUGCCUCAGGUCCAAACUGCACCUUGAGCCCCAUUGAGAACAUUCCCAUGGAGGUGGUCAAGUCAUCAAGCCAAGAUCACGUGAUCAACUCAUCAUCUGUGAAGUCCUGCUACCUUCCAGCCAGCCAUCAGAAGCAGCUGCACAUCAUCAAUAUCCCCGAAGACACUGGCAUCCGUCAUGUGUUUGUGGAUGCCGUCUCCAAAGAUGCCAAGUUGUUCAUGAGAGGCGCCAAAGACACUGUGUGGGAGGUAUCGGGGGCAAACCAAUUUGCGACAAAUGGCCUGAUAAAGCUACAUCUUGGACCGCCGAUGGCGCUCCCCAGCAGGGGGAUGACCUUCCCGGCCAGUGCCCCAGAGCUUCAGCGGGAGGCCAUGGUCCACUUCAGCACGGACUCCUUCACCAGCUACUCUGAGAUCCGCACCAGAGCCCCCGCUAUCCACGUUGUCCUCGGCGUACAAGAAGAUGUGGUCGAUCCAACGUCCGCAGCAGUGCUUCCCGUCACAACCACCACCUCGUCAUCCAUUCCCAUGGAGAUCCACCUGUACAGCUCACCUGAGUACAGGACCACACUCGAUCCCAAGAUCCCCCUUCAGACGGACAAGAGAAUCUACGCCGAGAUCUCUGGUCAGAUGGAGGGCGGUGUGGAGAUCGGCAGUGAGGUGGUGAAGUGCGUGGUCCGCUCCAGGGACGCGUGCGUGCUGCAGAUGGACGUCCCCUUCAGGCCCGAACCCUGCCCUGCGGCCGGCUGUCCGCCACACAGGACCCGGCUCAGCUUCUCCCUGGAGUCGGUCCAUGACAUGGCCCCCAGCAGCUGGGAGCUGGACUGCGACAUCCACUUCUGCGCCGCCCCCAAGAGAUGCUUCCCAGGAGCUAGAGCCGAGAGAACCCUGGAGGUGGUUCGCACUAAAGCUCCACCGCCGAGGUGUCCUGAGUUUGGCUUGUCUGCAGUCCUGGGGAUAGCCUUUGGUGGCUUUCUCAUAGGGGUGUUGUUGAUCGGAGCCCUGUGGUUCAUUAAGAUCCGCACAGGACGCCCAGUGGCUCUGGCUAUGGGAACAACUGCAGCUCAUCUCACAGGGUGCCAGUGCUGUCUGACCAAGCGCCAGCCGGUGCCCACCAACCCCUCGCCCUCGGAGAACAGCAGUGCCAACGCCAGCAUUGGCAGCACCCAGAGUACCCCCACCAGCAGCAUGGCAUAGGCGCGGGCAGGCGGGCGCCUUGUCUCUCGGGCCAGACGCCUUCCUCCACCUUCACACUCCGGCACCACCCACCCACCCACCCUG